Molecule: messenger RNA, 1318 nt
Organism: Paramecium pentaurelia
Lineage: Eukaryota; Ciliophora; Oligohymenophorea; Peniculida; Parameciidae
Source: the annotation of a GenBank genome assembly
AUGAUUUAUAUUUAUUUGAGUUAUUUAAUUCCUAUCAUAACAUUCUCAUAAUUACUUUAUGAUUCUGGAGUUAUAAUUAUUGUAUCACAAUAAAACCCAUCCUUAUUUUGUACUGUUUAAUUUAAUGGAAUUUUUCAAAACCCACCUUAAGUAUUCUUAGUUAUACAAACAAUAUAAUUUGAUUAAGGAGGAAUUUAAUUCUAUUGUGAUUUAAAAAGCAUAACUACUUAAGGUUAUCUAUAAUUUGUAAUAUUAGGUUUUGCUAUUCAAAUUCACAAAACUUUUGGAACAAUAACUAAAAUUAUUUAUUUUUACGUAGCUUUCGAUGAUUAAAGAAUUCAAAUAAUAAAUAGCUUUAAUAUGAUACCACCAAUAAAAAAUACUUUUCCAAUUAAAAAUAUUAAUGCAUAAAAUGCUGUUCUAUCCCUUCUUAGCUUCGGAUGCAAAGCACCUGUAAAUUUUGAAAUCUCUGUAAAUCUUAUAAUCAUAAAUAGAUAGCAGAAAUCACAGAAAAUAGCAUUACUGUUGAAAUAACCAAAGACUUUACUAAUUUAAUUUAAGUUGGCUAUUAGAUAUUAGUAGGUAUUGAUGAAGCUUUUCCAUAUUAAAAAAUGUAAUAUCCUACUGGACCUACUGCUUAUCAUAUCUCUAAUCUAAAUUUAAUUGAGGGAAAUUUUUAUCAAUUUUUAACUACUUAUUACGGAUUUCAAUAUACUCCUGUCAAUAAAUUUCAUCUAGUAAAAGAAACAACUUAAACUUAUUCUGAUUAAACAUUUGAUUAUUCCAUUUUUCAUUAUGGUAAACAUUAAAAUGAAUAUUUGUAGUCCCUGCAGUUUUUGCACCAUGUGCCAGUCUAGAAUUUUUUGUAAAGAAGUAAUAUAAAACUAUUUUUACUCCAAUUCGAUUGAAAUCAGUAAUAAUUACUUAGAAAGAUGAUUCUAAUUCAAUAAAUAACACUUUAAUAAUUGUAAAUUUAGAAUUCAACAAUUAAAUUAUUAUGUAAUCUGGAAAAUAUAAAAUUAUGCUAGAUAAAUCAAUCUUAUAAAUUAAUAUAAAUAUUUUGAUUAAUUGUAAAAACAUUACUAAAAUUGAAAGUGUAUUUCGAAAAUAGAAAAAGAAUAUUCAAAAUGAAAAUAAGAUGACUUAUGAAUGUGGCUAAAAAUUUAAUUCUAUAAUUUUCAAUUUAACUUUUGCAUAAACAAUAGUUGCUUAUUAAGAAUUAUAUAUAUAAAUUGAAGAAUUUAGUUUAAAUUUACAAUAAUUACUUUACAAUUAGUAAGAGGAACUAAUAGAACUAUUCAACAUGAAAUUAGAAUGA